AUGAAAGGAGUUGAUAAUCACAAGUUCGAUACAAUAAUUGAGCGUAAUGGUGAAGAGAUAAAUGAUCAGCAAUCUGUCCAGACAUUAGAUUUUCAAGCCCAAACUGAUUCAAUAAGCAAUUCUGUCAGUCCGAAUGCAAAUUCAAAUGAAGAAAAUACCAUUCAUGAUUCAAAUGCGAUUAUAGCAGUGGAAGACACCAAUAGAAUUACUGUUCAGAAAGACACAAGAAAUAAUCGGCUGAUUGCAGUCGGCGGUGUCACUGGCAUCAAGGAGGAUCUCGAUCCUGUGAUAGGAUAUGCUGCAGAACCUUUGUUACCACUUCACGAAGCAUGUGCUCCGUUGUUCGACAUCCUUCACAAUUUAUCAUUCUACGUAGAAUUGGCGCUCAAUGAAACACCAGAAGAGCCACCCGAUAGGUUGACUGUGGACGAGAGUGCUUCGAUUCGUCUCUAUACUAUUGAAUGGGAAAAACCUCAUCGAAGUCUCUAUUCAAUGCUUAAUUACACUCUCAAAACGGCUUCACGUGAAGAACUUCGACCUUAUUUCAAAUAUAUGAAAUUGUUUUUGACUGCUCUCGUCAAGUUACCCUGUAUUCCACCACUGACGGUUUGGCGAGGUGUAGCCAAAGAUUUAAGUGCUGAGUUUCCACCAGGCACUCUUGUGACAUGGUGGGCAUUUUCUUCAUGCACAAGUGCACUGCCUGUAUUGGAAAAUAAUAUGUACUUAGGUUCGGAAGGUGAGAGAACUCUUUUCUCGGUCGAAGCAAUCAAUGGUCGAACCGUGCAAGCUCAUUCACAUUUUGUUACGGAAGAUGAAAUUCUUCUUUUGCCUGGUACACACAUGGAAGUUCAAUCACAGUUUAGUCCCGCAACUGAUCUUCAUAUCAUUCAUUUGAAGCAAAUAAAACCGGUCG
Rotaria sp. Silwood1 is the source of this 913-nucleotide messenger RNA. NCBI's taxonomy places the organism in Eukaryota, Metazoa, Rotifera, Eurotatoria, Philodinida, Philodinidae. The record is from the annotation of a GenBank genome assembly.